CUGUCCCAUAUAGUAUAUUUUGAAAAUUAAGAAUUACACGGACGGACUCUCACAAUUAGGACUCUCUAGUAAAAAUACACGUUUUACGUUGAUCGCAGUACCUCUCACAAUCCUUUUAGACAUCAUCAAACAAUCGCCACCACAACGAAGGAACGAUGUCGAAGAAGAUAAUGUUGAAGAGUUCCGAUGGUGAGUCAUUCGAGAUGGAGGAAGCAGCCGCAGUCCAGUCGCAGACGAUAGCACAUAUGGUUGAAGACGAUUGCGUCGGUAACGAGAUCCCUCUGGCAAACGUCACAGGAGCCAUACUCGCGAAAGUGAUCGAGUUCUGCAAGAAGCAUGCCGGUGCUGACGCUUCAACCGACGGCAAAGAGGAACUCAACAAGUGGGACGCUGACUUCUUGAAGGAGAUGGAGACACCUACUCUCUUUCAUGUUAUAUUGGCUGCUGCUAAUUACCUAAACAUUAAAGACCUGCUUGAUCUUUCUCUCCAAGCAGUUGCUGACAUGAUCUCUGGUAAAAAUCCAGAAGAGAUUCGCACACUUUUCGGUAGAGAUUUUACACCCGAGGAGGAAGAAGAGCUUCGCAAGGAGAAUCAAUGGGCUUUUGAAUAAGCAACCAUGAGCCCCUU
This is a messenger RNA of Capsella rubella, 628 nucleotides long. RefSeq names its product SKP1-like protein 13. NCBI's taxonomy places the organism in Eukaryota, Viridiplantae, Streptophyta, Magnoliopsida, Brassicales, Brassicaceae. Gene Ontology annotation, biological process: SCF-dependent proteasomal ubiquitin-dependent protein catabolic process. Gene Ontology annotation, cellular component: cytoplasm; nucleus. Gene Ontology annotation, molecular function: cullin family protein binding. The record is from RefSeq and is a predicted model, not a curated record.